UUAUCGACUGACAAUAGUGUCAACGUUUUAAGGGAUGUAACUACCGCGUGCGGAUUGACCUUCCGUUGUUACUGUCGGGCCUCAAAGACCCAGCGUGAUUAGUUUUUGGUACUAUAACCGUGCCGCAUUUCGUGUAGCUUCUUAUCUUUCACUGUUGUGAAAUUUGAUUGUUGAAUGUGGAUCGAAGUUCAUUGUGUAGGAGUGAAUUUGAAAUGUCUGUGUCUGCCAGAAUCGCCGGUAGCAAGCAGAUACCCUGGGUUUCCCGAGCGCAACACUCACUGAGGCUGUGUCCGACGCUUCCUGUGUUCCAUCCCGCUGUUGGAUUUUCCAAAGUAAUCUUCCACGCUUGGCAGUACAUCAGGAUCCUUUAGGACGUGUAGCAAGGAAAACGAAGGAUAUUCCUCCGUAAGCAGAUAGCUGAAAGCGUCUUAUACGAAGGAGCGAUGACGCUGGCCGGGGACGUGGCGCUGGCCGCUGCCGCGGUACUCAUACUGCUGCUGCUGUGGCACGUCAGCAACUCGUGCCGCUACUACGUCAAGUUCACCGUCUUCUUGCUGCUCUCCCUCUUCUUCGGCUCUGUCUUCAUUCCUCUCAUGCUCUUCCGGCCCAGGGACUGGCGCAACGCACUAUUACCAGCAUGGGGUGCAAGGCAAAUAUCAAAAAUCCUUGGCAUAAAAUUUCAUCUUCGAGGGCUGGACAAUGUUGUCACUGACUCUGGGUGUGUCGUCGUAAUAAACCACCAAAGUUGUCUGGACUUACUUGUACUUGCUGAGCUGUGGCCAAAGCUGAAACGAUGCACUGUUAUUUCAAAAAAAGAAGUUUUUUACCUGUGGCCUUUUGGACUCGCUGCCUGGUUGUGGGGAACCAUCUACAUCAAUAGACUGAAUGUUGAGCAAGCACAGGCAGCAAUAAACAGCACUGCAGACACCAUAAAAAAUGGAAAGAUGAAACUGUGCAUGUUUCCUGAAGGUACAAGAAACAAUGGACCUACAUUGCUGCCCUUCAAGAAGGGUGCUUUCCAUGUUGCCAUUGCUUCUCAGACACCUGUUCAGCCAGUUGUUGUAACACGCUAUUAUUUCCUUGAGUCAAAGGAGAAAAUUUUUAAUCCAGGAAAAGCUGUCAUAACCAUCCUUCCACCAAUAGACACUACAGGACUGAAGAAAGAAGAUGUGGGAUCACUUGUGGAGAGAACUCGUGAGCUAAUGUUGAAUGUCCAUGCCUCAUCAACAGAACUACUGCUGCAGAAUAUAAAAAACAAGGACAUGUAAUAAAAAGAGAGUGCUUUUGAACUUUAAUGGAGUUGGUUGGACGGUAACAGCAAAAGCAUAUCUUCAUGAUCUCAUCUGUAACCAUAAUUUUAAUGUUUAUGUAUGACAGAACAACAUUAGUGGGAAAGUGUUGACAUUCACAAUUUCAGUUAAAAAACUGAUGAUUUAAGUUAAGACUAUGUGAUGGAAUUAAAUUAUUGUGCUAAACAUAGCAAACCUGCAGCUUUACUUCAUGACCUUUUGUAUAUGUCUGAAUGUAUAUUAAUGUUUGUGCUUCCUUCCUUGUAGGCAACUUAGCUCACAGUGCUGAAAUUACUAUGUUAUUAAGGGCUUUGUGUGUGAUAGGUGUUUUACAGUUUAAUUUCAUUAAUUGAUGUAACCAUACAUUGAUGUGUGGAGAGGGCAUAGAGUAGUAUAGAAAUGUAGAUGUGGAGAGAAGCUGCAAAGAGACUGAGGGGUUGUGCGUGUGUGUGCGUGUGUGUGUGUGUGUGUGUGUGUGUAGAGAGAGAGAGAGAGAGAGAGAGAGAGAGAGAGAGAGAGAGAGAGAGAGAGAUUCCAGCCAAACUCAACAAGUAUUUAUAAAUGCCUGAAAUCAGGGUAAUAAAAAUACUUUCAUGCAUGUGAAUGUUUGUAUCCAGAAAAUAGGGUAAUAAAAUACUUCCAUGCGUGUGGAUGUUUACAUUAAGAAAAUAGGGUAAUAAAAUACUUUCAUGCAUGUGAAUGUUUAUAUUAAGAAAUAAUGCAUUUAGAGCUCUGCAUGAUCAGUAACCUUUCCAUUCUUAUUCUAAUGUAAUAAAAUGGAGAGACUGUCAUACAUUGCAAUGGGAAACAUUAUAAACUGUAGGUUCUACAUACCGGACUGAUCUAGAAAAAUCCAGAAAGUGAAAAUACUUAUUUUAUUAUGAAACAAGCUCUUUUGUGUGAUAUGAGUGCAGAGAACAGAUGUUUGUGUUGUCUCAGCAUGUUCUGCAGUAAAAUAAUCACCACACAGUUGAGUGUGUUGUUUGUGCUGCGUUACAUUUGAUUACUGUGUGAUAAUCAAUACAUGGAGAGCAGUUCAAUCACUUUAUUAAAUAUUCAUUCACACAAAUGAUAAAAUUUUCUGCACAAAUAUGAGGAAAUGUAAUGAUAAUAUCAAAAUUUAAUUAAGAUAAUCUUUUAUUAAAUUUUUAACAUUUCAUUGAUGUCGCAUGUUCCCUGAACACAAUGCUGAAUUUAUGUUCAUGAAUACAUUCACUACAGAAUAAAAGUGAGCUACAGUACAUUUGUUUUUAUAACUUCUUGGCAGAAAUAAUAAGUUCAGAGGGGGAAAUAAAUUGUUAAGUAUGACUGCAGGACUGUUAAUAAACACUGAUUAGCCAAUUUAUGUAAUCAAAUACAAGCCUUGAAAAAAUAAAAACAGUAAAACUUUUAAUGAAAAAUUUUUGGUUGUGAAAUAUUUAUUCAUUAUUUCAAGUCUUCUCCACUCAGUGUGUCAAUCAAUUUUUAUUAUCUAUUGUUUUCUUUAGCAUUCAUAUAAAUUGCUACCACAAUGCUUUUUAAAUUAUGUGGAGAAAUGUUAUUGACUACAGAGCCACAGUAAUACAUAAAUGUAUUUUUCUAUUUCUUAAGACUGAAUGUUAAAAGACAAAUAUUAUAUUUUGCAAUGGCCUUGAAAUGUUGAGAGGAAAAUGUUCAUUAAGAAGUUAGAUAUGUAACAUUGUAAGCAAAAUUAAAAUAUUAAGAGUAGUCUGCAGUAUGUAACUAAAUUUACAUAUUAAAGUUAAUAUGCUAUUGUUUACCAUAGAACUGUUCAGAGUAACCAGAUAAUAUCUAAUCAGUAGUAUGUAAACAUUCAUUUAAAUUUCUUCAUCUUUCAUGUCUAGUUAUAUCUGAAGUUACCACAUUUGUUUCAUUGUACUUCCAGCUCACCAACUGAACAUUCUUUUGAUUGUCUAAAAUCCAACAAAAAAUGGUAAUAAAUGUAAUUUUCUGUGUGGGAUAAUGU
This is a messenger RNA of Schistocerca piceifrons (Central American locust), 3255 nucleotides long. Its product is annotated as 1-acyl-sn-glycerol-3-phosphate acyltransferase alpha-like. Bases 444 to 1268 code for a protein of 274 amino acids. Gene Ontology annotation, biological process: phosphatidic acid biosynthetic process. NCBI's taxonomy places the organism in Eukaryota, Metazoa, Arthropoda, Insecta, Orthoptera, Acrididae. Gene Ontology annotation, molecular function: 1-acylglycerol-3-phosphate O-acyltransferase activity. The transcript is spliced from 9 exons. The record is from RefSeq and is a predicted model, not a curated record. Gene Ontology annotation, cellular component: membrane; endoplasmic reticulum.